Branchiostoma belcheri (Belcher's lancelet) is the source of this 3490-nucleotide messenger RNA. Its product is annotated as dynein regulatory complex subunit 3-like. The record is from RefSeq and is a predicted model, not a curated record. Gene Ontology annotation, molecular function: protein binding. The transcript has 12 exons. The coding region runs from base 154 to 1722 and encodes 522 amino acids. NCBI's taxonomy places the organism in Eukaryota, Metazoa, Chordata, Leptocardii, Amphioxiformes, Branchiostomatidae.
AACGGCGCCAUUUUGAAACUUGUUUGGGUGAGUCGAGAAAGCAGCGAAGAGAAUCAGAGCAAAGUUUGACAGAUUCGUGCAUCUAAAGUUGCCUUUUUCACAGGCAUUGUAGAGUUGGGUGUGAGCUAGUGAGGAUCCGCGGACGCCGCCACCAUGAGUCGACUGUACGACACGGUCGAGCCGGCGGUCAUUGAUGAGGAGAUGCUGCAGAAGGCCGUGGAGGAGCAGGGACCGAAGGACGAGGCUGGACGCAUCGCCAAACAGGAGGGCAUCGACUUCGCAGACGUCCUGUCUCUCAGACUAGACUUUAAAAACAUUUUGAAGAUAGACAACCUGUGGAGGUUCACCAGUCUAACCAAGCUGCAGAUGGACAACAACAUUAUAGAGAAGAUUGAGGGAAUGGAUGCACUGGUCAACUUGGUCUGGCUGGACCUCUCCUUCAACAACAUUGAGGUGAUUGAGGGUCUGGACAAGCUGACCAAGAUUCGAGACCUGACCCUGUACAACAACAAGAUCUCCAGCAUAGAGAACAUGGACGCCCUGGUGGACCUACAUGUCCUGUCUGUGGGCAACAAUGAGCUGGACCAGCUGGAAAAUCUGAUCUACCUGAGAAGAUUUAAACAGCUGAAGACCCUGAACCUGAGUGGGAACCCUUUCUGUGAUGAUCCCAACUUCAAACACUAUGUGAUCGCCUACCUACCAACUCUGCAGUUCCUGGACUACAGGCUGAUUGACGAGAACACAAGGGCAGCAGCCAAUGAGCAGUACACAUACCCCAUCCAGCAGCUGGAGCACAACGAGGAACAGGCGAGGAAGAGGAUUGAGGACCAGGAGGCAAAGGAGGCAGAAUUCAGCCUCCACAAGGGUGCGUAUGUGGAGAACCUGAAUGGCUCUGCUCUGUUUGACUCCAUGUUUGCUGAUGACACAGAGGGACCCAAACUGGCUCUACUCCCAGGCGUGGAUGAACUCCUCACUGCCUACAAAGAGAAGUACACAGCGAUCUGCCAGCAGAUUUUUGAGUACGGUCUGAAGGAGCACCAGAGACGCGGGGAUGAAGUCAGCGGCUUCCAGACCGCCGUGGACGAAGCUAAGGAAGACAACAGGAACAUGGGCAUGAGGAAAAUCAAUGACUUCAACGAUUAUCGGAGAAAGUUGUUCACUGAGCUGGCACAGAGUAGUGACCAGGCACACAUCGACACCUCCCUGGAGCAGCACAACAAGGAGAUUGACAAGUUGUGGGACAGCCUCAUGGCCCUGGAGAUGCAACUGGUGGACCAGCUUGAGGAUACCAUCAAGGAGUUUGAACGGAACAUGGCUGAUAUGGUGUCUACUUUUGUGGAGAACGUCCAAGCACUGAUCUCUCAAUGUCGUGACCUUGAGAACACCCACAAUGAGAAACUGCUGGAGGUUGCCAUAGUAACGCUGGAGAAGAUGGUGAAGAAUGAGCUGGAUGACGAACUGCCUGAUGAUGUCAGAAUGCUCUUUGUGGACAAAGACACCAUCACAAACGCGGUCGGCGCGUCACACGACCUCCACCUGCUGAAGAUCGACAACAAGGAGGAUGACAUCAUCACGCGGGCCAACAACUGGCUGGCGGCGCUCAUGGAGCGCGUGCACAACGAGGAGGAGGUCAAACGCAACCGACACCGCGUCUCCGAGAUCAACAACUUCAUCGACCACCUCCGAGAAGAGGUGGAGACGUUUGAAAUCCAGGCAGCGUAGAGGGAUAGUAGUAGUAGUAGAAUCAGUAGACUAUACUGCUUGUGGAUGUGGUAUCUUUACUAUGCACAGUUUGAGCUCUUCCAGCGAUAUACUCUAGUGUAAAUAAACCUGCUUUAUGUUGAUCAAAUUCCAAAAAUUUUGAUUUGUGUUUAUCAGAUAUAAUUUCUCUGAAGGCUGUGUGGACAAAAUUUGCGUCACCAGGGACAAGGAGGCAUUGUGGAUUUGGUACAGUAACUGUAAAUCACUUUUGUUCGUGGUACUUGGUUUUCACGGUCACUUCUGUACUGCGAAUAUCAUUACUACUGCAAACAGAUAAUUCGCUGACUUUCUUUCUUCUGCACCUGCUGCCACCAAAAACAUAUUAAUAGUUCCGCGAACAGAUGUCUAUUUUUCUCUGUGAACUGCUACCGCAAAUAUAAAGUGAUUUACAGUAUCUUUUGUAUGCACAGUUUGAGCUCUUCCAGUUAUAUAUACUCGUGACAUUGAUCCUGUAAAUAAAACAGCUUUAUGUCAAUCAAAUUCAAACAAUUUUGAUUUGUGUCUAUGAGAUAUAAUUUCUUUGUGUGGACCAAAAUUUUUGUUGCCAGGGACAAGGAGGCAUAACUGAAUUCAACCACAAUUAUUCAGGCUGUACUGUGUUCUUUUGCUACAAAUAGUGAGUCACAUUCGGGAUAUAUGAUGCACUGUGAAAAUUGACUGCUGGUUUGUUACCAGGCAGUAGGAGGCCUAAAAAAUUUAUAGAAACAACAUUUUCUGUAUGCUUUCAGGAUGACAACGUCUUUGUAUAUAGCCUUGUAGAAGCAAAGCUAUAUGAACAACAUUAUGACAGGUGGCUCCCUAGAUUUUUCCUUAGAAGUUUCUCUAUUAAUAAAACAUCAAGACUUUAUUCUACAUCCAGAUGUAUUCUCUGGCAAUAGUAAAAUAUGUCAUCUGAGGGUAUAUUUAGUUUCGUUGACAUGUCAUGGUUGCAUAACAUCAUAAACUAGGAAUAAAUUUUGAUUCCUAAAUUACUUGUCAAUGAAUGAUUCCACAAACAAAAGAAGGGGUACAUUUCACCUGUUUGUUUAUUAGAGGCUAUGGUAUAACUCUCGCCAAAUACUCUGUGAACAUUUUUCGGUAUUAGACACGCUUGUACAUCUUUGUCAUUAAAAAUCUUUUCUAGGUAUCUGUAUUGCAUAUUUUCUAUUCAAGUUCAUUAUUUACAUGUCCGAACAAGCCUCACCAGGAGACUAUAAAUUUUAACAGUGUACAUCUGAAGUAAGUCAUUUUAUUUCUUAACAUGACUGAUAUCAUUAUGAACAACAUUUUUUAUUCAGAUGCACAUUUCUAAUCUAUUCAGGACAUGUUACAUCCUUGCAAACCCAGUUGCAGGUCACAAUGUAUAUGAAUUACAAUUAUUAUUAAUAAAGUUGAUGGUCAUAAAAUGUGAUAGCAGCUAUAAUGCAAUUUUGAAUAGAAAAUUUUGGGAUUCUUUUUCAAGCUCAAUUUUGACUUAAAAUACACAAAACUAAGUAAAACAUGACACAAUACCCAAGACUAGCAUAGUACCGGUAUUACAAUUGUUGAGAUAGAAAGCUUACUUUUGAGUAAACCCCACUAGAUAUAUUCUUAAGUAAAUGUACAAGUCUUGUGCUAUUUUUUGUUUCUUCUUAGCAAAAAAGUGCAUAAAACAGGAAUUUGCUCACAUUUUUUAUCAGAUAUUAUCUGAUCUGAAAUAUUACACAGGCUAAAAUUAUACACAAUGUUAAAAUUCCGAUUACACAGAAAU